Pteronotus mesoamericanus is the source of this 1319-nucleotide messenger RNA. RefSeq names its product homeobox A10 (gene HOXA10). Gene Ontology annotation, cellular component: nucleus. The transcript is spliced from 2 exons. Gene Ontology annotation, biological process: regulation of transcription by RNA polymerase II. Lineage: Eukaryota; Metazoa; Chordata; Mammalia; Chiroptera; Mormoopidae. The record is from RefSeq and is a predicted model, not a curated record. Gene Ontology annotation, molecular function: DNA-binding transcription factor activity, RNA polymerase II-specific; RNA polymerase II cis-regulatory region sequence-specific DNA binding. The coding region runs from base 1 to 1254 and encodes 417 amino acids.
AUGUCAGCCAGAAAGGGCUAUCUGCUCCCUUCGCCAAAUUAUCCCACAACAAUGUCAUGCUCGGAGAGCCCCGCCGCGAACUCUUUUUUGGUCGACUCGCUCAUCAGCUCCGGCAGAGUCGAGGCUGGCGGCGGUGGCGGCGGCGCGGGGGGCGGCGGCGGCGGCUACUUCGCCCACGGCGGGGUCUACCUGCCGCCGGCCGCCGACCUGCCCUACGGGCUGCAGAGCUGCGGGCUCUUCCCGGCUCUGGGAGGCAAGCGCAAUGAGGCGGCGUCGCCAGGCGGCAGCGGCGGCGGCGGCGGCAGCGGGGCCCUGGGUCCCGGGGCGCACAGCUACGCACCCGCGCCUAUAGACCUAUGGCUGGAUGCGCCCCGGUCUUGCCGGAUGGAGCCACCCGAGGGGCCGCCGCCACCGCAGCAACCCCAGCAACAGCCGCCACCGCCCCCGCCGCAACCACCCCAACCCCCUCCGCAGGCCACUUCGUGCUCUUUCGCGCAGAACAUCAAAGAGGAGAGCUCCUACUGCCUCUACGACUCAGCGGACAAAUGCCCCAAAGGCUCGGCCGCCGCUGCCGAGCUCACCCCUUUCCCGAGGGGCCCGCCACCCGACGGUUGCGCCCUGGGCACCUCCAGCGGGGUGCCAGUGCCCGGCUACUUCCGCCUCUCUCAGGCCUAUGGCACGGCCAAGGGCUACGGCAGCAGCGGCGGCGGCGGGGCGCAGCAUCUCGGCGCCGGUCCGUUCCCCUCCCAGCCCCCUGGGCGCGGCUUCGACCCGCCACCCGUGCUCGCCUCCGGCUCGGCGGAUGCAGCCCGGAAGGAGCGAGCCCUCGAUUCGCCGCCGCCCCCCACGCUGACUUGCGGUGGUGGCGGCGGGGGCUCGCAGGGCGACGAGGAGGCGCACGCGUCGUCCUCGGCCGCCGAGGAGCUCUCCCCGGCCCCUUCCGAGAGCAGCAAAGCCUCGCCGGAGAAGGACUCCCGGGGCAAUACCAAAGGCGAAAACGCAGCCAACUGGCUCACUGCAAAGAGCGGCCGGAAGAAGCGUUGCCCCUACACGAAGCACCAGACGCUGGAGCUGGAGAAGGAGUUUCUGUUCAACAUGUACCUUACUCGAGAGCGGCGCCUAGAGAUCAGCCGCAGCGUCCACCUCACGGACAGACAAGUUAAAAUCUGGUUUCAGAACCGCAGGAUGAAACUGAAGAAAAUGAACCGAGAAAACCGGAUCCGGGAGCUCACAGCCAACUUUAAUUUUUCCUGAUGAAGCUCCAGGCAACGCCGUUUUCUGUUUUUGUUUUUGUUUUGUUUUGUUUUUCCGCUUCCAGA